AUGUACAAAGACUUUGGAACUCUCGAUCUCCCAUCCCUAACUAACAAGCAUACUCACAAUCCCAGCCCCCUCAACCAGGUAACCCAUGCCAGCUCUUUAUUUCUAGCUUGGCCCCCAGAUGGUGCCAGAAAGAUCCCCUGGAUCUCAACAGAUCCAUUCGGUGGGGAUCCUUUCAAAGAAAGUGACCCAUUCCGUGGCUCCACCCCUGAUGACUUCUUUAAGAAGCAGACAAAGAGCGACCCGUUUACCUCAGACCUGUUCACGAAAAACCCUUCCUUACCAUCAAAGCUCGACCCCUUUGAAUCCAGCGAUCCUUUUUCAUCCUCCAGUGUCUCCUCAAAAGGAUCAGGUCCCUUCGGAGCCUUAGACCCCUUCGGAAGUGGGUCCUUCAAUAGUGCCGAGGGCUUUGCUGACUUCAGCCAGAUGUCCAAGUGCCUGGAGGGAGUCACCCUCCUAUGGGAACUGGGACGCUGAUGGUCUGGGAUCCGCCAGAAGGGGCCAGAGCCUGAGAUGUGCCUUCAUGUUUACGUGUCACUGUGUGGCUGUUACACACACUCCUCCAGUGGAGCUGUGUGUCCUUGGCUUAUGUCCCUGCUUUGUGGGCGGGAAACUGUCCCCUGAAAUGAAGAAACCUCUGCCACAUGGGGGCGGCAGCCUCCAGGGAAGGGGCUCACACUGUGUUCUCAAGCCAGCACAAGUGGGCCCUCUCCCUCAGAGUCAGGGGAAUGAGGGUGAGCAGUGCCCCCAAGGUGGGCCCAGGGGACGAGGACGGGGCAUGACCCGAGCCCUCUGCACCAGGGAGCGUGGGAGGCUGCGUGGAGUGGCCGCCUGCUGCAGGCAGCGCUCACCUGUGUCCCUGCUGGCGGCCCGAGCCAGGCCGUUCAGAGCCUGGCCCUUCCCUCUUGGCGCCCGUUCCAACCUAGAGUUGCGUUUUCCCUCUUUUAUUCCGCUUUUCCUCUCCUUGAUCUCGUGUCCUGGAUCAGGCCACACACACGUGCACUUGUGACUUUAAAGCCAGCGCCCCUUCCUGUUGGUGGCACUGGGCGGGACAGGGCUGGCUGGGGCCGUGGAAAGUUUGUCCGGCUGUCUGUUUGUUUCCACGAUCCCAUCAGCUCCUGAUCUCAUGCCACUUGCCCAGCUCAGUUCAGCGCCAUAACCUCGUAGGCCUCUGUUUUUCCCUUUUGGUUCCCUUUCUGUUUUUCAAGAAUAACAUUGUGUGUAUAAAUAAAAUGCCGA
Cervus elaphus (red deer) is the source of this 1236-nucleotide messenger RNA. Its product is annotated as epidermal growth factor receptor substrate 15-like 1. The record is from RefSeq and is a predicted model, not a curated record. The transcript is spliced from 3 exons. Bases 1 to 474 code for a protein of 157 amino acids. Lineage: Eukaryota; Metazoa; Chordata; Mammalia; Artiodactyla; Cervidae.